Molecule: messenger RNA, 918 nt
Organism: Xenopus tropicalis (tropical clawed frog)
Lineage: Eukaryota; Metazoa; Chordata; Amphibia; Anura; Pipidae
Gene: t2r4
Product: bitter taste receptor 4
Biological process (GO): G protein-coupled receptor signaling pathway; sensory perception of taste
Cellular component (GO): membrane
Molecular function (GO): bitter taste receptor activity; G protein-coupled receptor activity
Source: RefSeq, marked provisional
AUGCUGACCAUUAUGGAUAUUGUUACAUUGUCUAUUGACUUAUUUUCUGUAGUGGUAUCAUCUCCCGGACACCUAUUUGUUAUGCUUGUGAAUCUACAGGACCUGAUCAAUAACGUAAAAUUUCAGCUUAACGACCAGCUGAUUUUUUGUAUCAGUCUCUUCAGUUUUGUUCAUGGAAUUGUCAAAAUAUGCAGUGAUUUUUUGCUUUGUUUGGCUAUGGGAUAUAUCACAGUUGAUGGUAAAAGGUAUAUUUCUGUGCUGCUUUCGACUAUAUCUUUCUGUAUUCUCUGGUAUUGUACCUGGCUGUCUUUGUACUUUUGCUUAAAAAUUGUCAAUUUCAAGCAAGGAUUCUAUGUAUAUCUACAGAAGAACUUCCACAGGAUGUUUCCAUGGAUUCAUAUUAUAUCAACGAUGGGGUCGUUUUUGGCCUCUCUUCCCGUUGGCUGGGAUGUCACUGAAUACUCAUUAAAUUCAACAAGUUGUGCAGCCAAUCAAAAUAUGUUUCUUCUUAUGUCCAAUGGAAAAUCACUCAAGGUUAUCAUGGUGGUCUCAUUUGUGGCUUUUUUGCUUUUCUUCAGUUCAUCUUUAUCCAUAAUCAUAUCACUUUACAGACACAUCAGGAGAAUGAAAACCAACAUGCAGUCCUUUAGUGACACCAGUUGUGAUGUCCAUGUUCGUGUAACUGAAACAGUGGCUGCUCUCUUUGCAGCUAAUGCUCUGUACUAUUUGACAUUGCUUCUCUGUGCUUUUCUCCAAAAUUCCUAUAUUUGGCAAUGUGUCAUUGCUAUCAUAUUGUCCCUUACUCGUGCCCCCAGGCCUAUAAUCCUAGUAAGGGCUAAUAAGAAGCUGGAGGUGCACCUAAGACAAUGGCUACAUUGCUGUGCAUGCAUCACAUCAAGUUCAGAUAAUUUUGAGUAA